Molecule: messenger RNA, 2035 nt
Organism: Larimichthys crocea (large yellow croaker)
Lineage: Eukaryota; Metazoa; Chordata; Actinopteri; Sciaenidae
Product: heterogeneous nuclear ribonucleoprotein U-like protein 2
Exons: 11
Coding region: 107-2020 (637 amino acids)
Biological process (GO): alternative mRNA splicing, via spliceosome
Cellular component (GO): nucleus
Molecular function (GO): protein binding; RNA binding
Source: RefSeq, a predicted model, not a curated record
AGAAGAAGAGGAGAGCCAAUCACAAAGCAGGGCAGCAUAUUGAACUGAUGUUUUGAUCCUGAAGUAACUGCGGACUGUGUCAACAACACGUUACUUUACUCUGACAAUGAAGCUGGCGGACAUCAAGAAGUUAAAAGUGGCCGAGCUGCGGUCCAGACUUAAAGAGCUGGGUUUAGACGUGAAGGGGCUGAAGGCGGAGCUGGUGGACCGGCUGUGUUCUGCUCUACAGGCUGGACAAGCUGAAGUAAACGGCGAGGGAGAGCUGACCCAGCCGACACCAUCGGAACCGACCGACACCGUGCACCUCCGCGCUCCGUCCCCAUUACCACCACCACCACCGGCUGAAGCUGUGUGUGUCACUGCGCGGCGUGAAGUAGACCGAGCCAGAGAGUUCACAGACUCUGCCACACAGACAGUACCAGAACCAGAGAGUGUACCGGUGUACCAAGCAGCAGCAGAGGAGGAGAAGGAGGAGAUGGAGGAGAUGCAGCAAGGAGAUGGAGUUCAGUCACCAGAGGAGGCAUGCAGAGGGAGAGCUUUCUACGAGUUCAAGGAGGAGAUACGAUACAAGAGAGCCAAAUCACCACAGCCUCCAGCAGACCGAGAGGAGACGGAGGAGGAAGAUGAAGAUAAAGUCAGACUGGAUCCAUAUAACUCUCACCUCCACUUCGAAGUGGGUCCUGACCGCGCGUCCGGUCAGCCGCGGUUCUGGGCUCGGUUUCCCUCGCUGUGGUCAGGCUGCAGACUCACUCACGGGGUGCUGCGGGGCAGCGUGGGCUUUGAGGUGAGGCUGGAGAGGAAGUUGUUGGCCACACAGCUGGAGGAUCAAGAAGACAUGAGUACCUACGGCCUGAGAGUUGGCUGGUCAACGGACAACGCCUCUCUACUGCUGGGUGAAGAUGAAUUCUCUUUUGCUUAUGACGGGCGUGGUAAAAAAGUAUCAGGUGGGACGGAGGAAGAGUUUGGAGAACCUUUCUCAGAGGGCGACAUCAUUGGCUGUUAUGCUUCUUUCUCCACAGAUGGUGCUGUCAAUCUCUCUUUCCAUAAGAACGGUCGCUUCAUGGGUGUGGCCUUUUCACUGGGCGCCUCUAAAACACCAGAUCAGGCACUGUUCCCUCACGUCCUCUGUAAGAGUUGUUCAGUCACAUUCAACCUGAACACCACUGCUCCUCCCUGGUACCCCAGCCCUCCAGGGUUUACGCCGCUGGCAGCUCUUCCUGCUGGGCAGAGGGUGCGCACCAAGUUGGCUCGUACCUCCAGAGCACAGUGUGAGGUGUUGUUGAUGGUCGGCCUUCCCGGUUCUGGGAAGAGCCACUGGGCCAGGAAUCACAUGAAACAGCAUCCAGAGAAACAGUACAGGCUGUUGGGCACAGAGGAGCUGCUUGCGUGUAUGAUUAGUGGUGGGCAGAGGGAAAGCAGGCUGCAGCAGGCCUCUCACUGUCUAACCGAUUUGAUUAAGAUGGCUGCACAGACUCCUGGCAACUAUAUCCUCGAUCAGUGUAACAUCCUCUUCUCUGCACGGCAUUACAAGCUGCAGCUGUUCACUGGCUUCAGGCGCCGGGUGGUGGUGGUUUUUCCCUCAGCAGACGAGUGGAAGAGACGACUGUCCCAGCAUCAAACAACUGACGGAGAACAGAUCCCUGAGACCGCCCUGCUUAAGCUCCAAGUGAGCUGCAGUCUUCCUGAGCAGCAGAGUGACCUGCUGGAGGAGCUGCAGUAUACCGAGCUGCCUCAGGAACAGGCACAGACGCUCCUGCAGGAAUAUAAAGACGAGGCUCGCAGACUGCUGCCCCCCAUCCUCAAACCGGAGAAGAAGAAACAUGGAGCUCACAAGAAAAGACCCCACCCUCACGGUCCUCCACCCUCACACAGGAUGCACUGGACCAGGCUUAAUGGGUGGAACGACACAAGACUCAACAUGCAGCCGUGGACUCAGCAGCCAAGAUAUUGGAACGUGGCUUAUCAGGACCAGAGCUACUAUUACAGAGACUUUGGUCACGGAGGUUAUGGAGCUUACUGAUGAGGAAACCUGGAG